AUGGUUCUACGAAAGCUUUUCCGCAAGGAGCAAUCUGGGGAGAGUGUUAAUGUUGAAGAGCCAUAUGUGCUACCCCCGAGCCAAAUGCUUGAUAUGAAGCCGAUAUCCUCCGGCCCAAUACCACAGCCGCAUGAGCGGCCACCUCCGCCACCGCCUCAGACAGAUAGUGGCAGGCGCAUCGUAAACCCGCAGUCAUGUACUAUGCAUGACAAGUACGAUAUAUCCCUAUUCGACAUAACCCUAGUGCAUCCCAUCCAGUCAGCAUUCAUCACCUUCGGUGCGGUCUCUGCUCCUCCCACGACAGAACCGGCCCGCACAGAAUUCAUCCAGAAUCACAUCAUUCAGCAGAUCAAUUGGUAUCCCUGGACAUGCGACGUGAGGUCUAAAGAUAUGACCAAUACCAAGUUGAAAGACGCUGGGGUAGAGAUGAUCAUGCAAUCGAGGUUUGCAGAAGCUGAAGCCAUCAUCACUCCUUUGUAUCGCGAAGCUCAGCGGAAGCUAGGUUACAUGCACCCCACGACCAUCUACCACAUGAACAACCUCGGGGCAGCCUUGGGUGGCCAAGGCAAGUUUCGAGAAGCUGAAGCAAUACUAAAUGACACUGUCCGAAUGAAGUUUUCGGAGAUGAAUCCCGCGCAUCUUAGCACGCUAGGCAGCAUGACGAACAUCGUGCUCGCCUAUAAGGGCCAGGGCAAGUGGCAGAGGGCUAAUGAGGUGUUGAGCCAGAUGAUAAAUAUCAGAGCGGAGAGUGGAGGUAUCGCGGACCCGGACUUUUUGGAUUGGAAUGAUUAUCUCGGUGUGGUGCUGGCGAUCGAGCAGAAGUAUGGUGAGGCAGAGGAAGUUCUGAUGCGUUGCUAUGCAGCACGGCAGAGGAGUGGGCACGAUCCUUACAUCUUUUGCACGCAGUAUACCCUGGAAUGGGUUCAGAAGCAGAAGGCAUCACAGCCUGCAAAUGAAAACAAAUUAACCUGA
Molecule: messenger RNA, 972 nt
Organism: Blastomyces dermatitidis ER-3
Lineage: Eukaryota; Fungi; Ascomycota; Eurotiomycetes; Onygenales; Ajellomycetaceae
Exons: 2
Coding region: 1-972 (323 amino acids)
Molecular function (GO): protein binding
Source: RefSeq, a predicted model, not a curated record